AGAGCUGCUCUGAUCUUAGUGCUUCCGUCCCCUUCUUAAAGCCUCAUAUUUUGUUUUGCUCUCUUUCUGGCUUAUAUGAAUAUAGUUACCAUCAAUGAAGAGCCCUGAUAGGACACAGCUUUUGGAAAUUUCCACAAACUGUCCACACCUCUUUCUAACACCACUGACCCCUGGAAAGGAUUUUAACCUCUUGGAAUUCUUUUUGCUUAUAUGUGUGAAUUCUCAGAAGACUAAUGAGAAUCUCUGUCAAGUAAGGAGAUGGCAAAGAUGUACAGACUCUAUGUUGCGCUACUAACAGCUCUAGCCUUGUGGAAACAUUGCCUGGCAGAAUGGAACACAACCGAUGGAUCAUCCGCCUGCCAUCUUCAUGGCAAGAUGGACAAUUGCACAGCAGAAAAUGAUAUAGAAGAGUGGAAUGGCCACUUCUCGAAAUGUCCAGAGGAGCUAAAACAUUAUUGUAUCCACGGAGAGUGCCGUUACAUUAAGGACCAGGAAACACCAUCCUGCAAGUGCCAGAGUGAUUACAUGGGUGCCAGGUGUGAAUAUGUGAACAUUUCGGAACCGUGGAAAAAGAACAGAAAUAUCAUUAUUGGAUGCUCCAUUACUGUUCUUCUGAUCCUGAUGAUCCUCGUCCUUUCCAUCUGCAUCUGUUCACAUCGCAGGUUCAGAUUGUGUGGACAGAGAAGAAGACAGCCUGGAGAGCCAAAGAACUUGACAGAGAAGGACACCAUGUUGGAUACGAGUGCAUCAAUAACAGCAGACCCAGAGAUACAUACCAACUCAGUAUGAGGACUCCCUCAGAGCCAAUUGCAAGCCUGUAGGCAUUACAUGUAUACACGUGGGAGAGCUGCUGAAUGCAGCGUUGCUGUGAAAACAGGUCGCUUCAUAUGCUCUCUGAACAGCACCGAGGACCAUGAGGAAUACCAAUUCACAAGGAAAUGUGUCAUCCUGGGAUAGAACCUAAGGAGCUCCCUUUCUCCUUUUAGAGAUCAGCUUUGUUUCAAACAUUAAACAGGCUUGUGGAAGAAGAGGGAGAUGCCCUCCUGGAUUGAUGAUAAAUAUAUGAUGGGGGAGUGUUCAGCUGCCUUAGUGCUGGAGAGGAAGGCUUUUGUUUUAAAAGCUGCGGCCUGUCACCGAGUGCUGCUGGUCACACAGCACUAAAUAAAUUGUUGCUAUGUUGGAAAAAGCUGUGAGACCAACUGGCAGCCAAUGAUAACAGCCAGUAAGGUUGUUCUGGAACUGUCAAGUGUGGAAGACAAAUUUAUACCGUAUACCGUCAGAGGAGAGGAAAACGACUGUCCUUUUAGGGAGUCUGAGCAACAUACAUUAGCCUUUAAACAGAGUGUAACACCAUAUCUUUCAACUACAGCCCCAGGUUUGUUUGCUGCUUCUUUGGCUUUUGUGUAAUGUCACUGUUUCAUUAUCUGCACCACAUAAUGUUUAGCUAUGACUUUAAAUGCAUCACUACAGAUCCGUGUGUUCAUUAAGCUUGUAAACAGUAUUGUUACUGAUGUCCAACAUCAGUGCAAGAAAAGAGACAGUAAGGAAGGAGCUACAUUAACUGAAAGGCCUGCAGAGGAUAAGUAGAUAUUAUGCUGGAGGGUUUAAAAAAAAAUCUGUAUUUGGAGGUGAGCAGCCUGUAGGCUACAGAACAGCUGAGUCUGUGUGCUCGACCUGACAGGGCUCCCCUGUUGAAGACAGUUUUAGAGCUGCCAAACUUUCACUGGGGUUUCAACAUGUAUCAGAGUCAAGUAAAUCUGCCUCAGCCAUUUAAAUUAGCCAUCAAUAAACAUGCUGUGGUGUAGUUGUACUUUUUAAAAUAUUUUUUACAUAUAAACGAAGAAUAUGUUUACUUCACAGUUUGUCUCUAAAAAAAAAAAAGUUUAUUUCUACAAGAAGUUCCUGAGAAGAGGCAGUACAAACAACCUAUUUUGGAGAGUGAUUAUAGACUCAUAUCUCUCAGUUUGUUGUUGAAGUGCUAGGCUAAUGUAAGCAGAUCAGAUGUGUUUUGCUUCAUGACACAAAAGCUGCAGCAGCCAUUACUGUCUCUCUGUUGGGUGAAGUACAUCAGGACUGUUCAGGAAAAGCAAAAUCAUUAGUCCAGUAAAAGUUGUGUUUAAGGCCUACUUUACAAUUUUGAAAUCCCUGUACAAAAAAA
Molecule: messenger RNA, 2158 nt
Organism: Cyprinodon variegatus (sheepshead minnow)
Lineage: Eukaryota; Metazoa; Chordata; Actinopteri; Cyprinodontiformes; Cyprinodontidae
Gene: btc
Product: betacellulin
Exons: 5
Coding region: 259-789 (176 amino acids)
Biological process (GO): positive regulation of cell population proliferation; epidermal growth factor receptor signaling pathway; positive regulation of mitotic nuclear division
Source: RefSeq, a predicted model, not a curated record